CAUAGCCAUGGAGUUGUCACUCCCAAGUCUCGCCCUAUCAAAUUUCGCCUCGCUUCUUUAAACUGACGUUUUUACUUGUGUGGAAUAUCAAUACUUUUUUUUUCUCUAUGCCUCCCUCUCUCCGCCGUUGUGUUUCUUCCGGGACACCGGCGUCGGCGGCGGCGCCAACGAAGUUAGAGCCGGAUGCGGCAUUUGAAGCUGUGCCUUCAUUAGGAUACUAUUCGGGUCAAACCCGGGUUUUCUCGGAGCACGGCCUCGGAGUGGAUAAUCUGGGUGGAGCUAGGGUCGAAAUGAAGCGUACGCCUUUGGCGGUCUGCGAGUUCUCUGGAGUUAGGGUUAGUGGAAAGAAGGGAGUUGUCGUGUGCAGGAGGAGUAAGAGGUUAAUGAAUGCCGCUGAAACUGAUAUGGGGGCCGGAUUAUCAGGUCUGCCAAGUGAUUUAAGUGAGUGUACGAGUGGGAUGAGGCCAGGCUGUGAAAAUGUAAAAUCCAGUCCGUUGAAUGACUAUUGGGAUGGUAGAGUUGCAAUUUUUGGCCAGUCGGGAGCCAAGGGUUGUGCGGGUGAUGGGAAGGGAAAUGCUGAGGCAACCCGUGAUCAAGAAGCUGGGAACAUAAUGAGUAAUGAGGGAAAUUUGGUGAGUGUUUCCAGUGGAGAGUGUGGGAAGAUGGGUGACAAGGUGGAGGUGAUAGUCAAAGCAGAGUCAACAGCACUUGUGAAUAAUGGAGCGGGCGAGGUACUGCAAAGGCGUUUCACUCGGUCUAGUUUGAAGCGGAAGGUGGAAGUGGCACCCGAAAUGGGAAGCGUAGACGGGAAAGGGCUUGCUGAUGAUGCUGAGGUUUUGAAAGCCAAGGGUGGUGGUUCUACUGCCUUGGGUAGUCAUACAGAGAGGCUAGAGAUUGAAAUUUCCAAGAAGACCCAUCUAAAACAAAGACCAAAUACUGUUAGAGAGCUUUUCCGCACUGGUUUGCUGGAAGGAUAUGAUGUCUUCUACAAAGCAGGCAAAAGGGGAGUAUUGCUACGUGGAAUAAUUAAAGGUGUUGGAAUUCUGUGCUCCUGUGAGAUGUGCAAGGGAUCCAUAGUUCUCUCUCCUUGUAAAUUUGAGAUUCAUGCACGCAAGUCAUAUAAGCGUGCAUCACAGUAUAUCUUCUUUGAAAAUGGGAAGAGCCUGCUUGAUUUGGUGAAGGAAUGCAGGAAAUGCUCUUUAGAGACAUUAGAAGAAACAAUUCAGAGUUGUAUAGGGCUGCCUUGUUUACAAGAGAGUGAAGAAACCAAUCUGUGCCAGAAAUGCAAGGGGCCAUUGCUGGCAACAUCUGCUGCAAAACAUCCACUAUGUCAUCUGUGCUUGAUUGUUACAAGAUCAGAUGCUGAAGUGGGGACCUCUGAACCAGAUGAGAAGUUAAAUUCUUCUGCAAGUGUCAAAGUUGUUGCUUCUUCCAUGAUUAGUACUGAAGGGAGGAAAAAGAGAAAGACCUCUGACUCAGUUGAGAAGUUAAACUCUUCUGCACCUGUCAAAAUUGUCGCUUCUUCCGCUAUUAGUACUAAAGGGAGAGAAAAGAGGAAGGUCAUGUAUUUGGCUUCAAAUGGAGAGGCUUCUCUGAGAUUCUCAGCGCGUUUAUUGCCAACACAGACAAGUCAAUCAGAGAUAUCAAAGAGAAGGGUAACAAGACCACCAGAUGCUUCUAAAAGCAACAAGUUCAAAAUGAAGAUGGAUGGGCAGAAUCUGAAAAAAUUUUCCAGAUCCACUCCUGCUAUGAAGUUUGCAAAAAGCACUACAAGUACAACACAUACUCGUGUUCAAACCAAGAAUCAGUUGAAACUUACAAAAAAAGACCAAAAGAUGCAUUGGAUGGUCUUUGAGGAGGGAGGUCUGCCUGAUGGGUCUGAAGUAGGUUAUUAUUCUCAUGGAAAGAGGUUGCUUGUUGGCUAUAAAAAAGGAUUUGGCAUAUUUUGUACGUGCUGCAAUACUAAGGUCACCCCGUCACAGUUUGAAGCUCAUGCUGGCUGGGCCUCUAGAAAGAAACCCUACAUGUUUAUAUACACAUCUAACGGAGUGUCCCUUCAUGAAUUUGCUAUAUCUCUAUUAAAAGACCGCCAUAGUUCAGUUAAAGACAAUGAUGACUUGUGUAUUAUAUGUGCUGAUGGUGGCAAACUCGUGCUUUGUGAUGGAUGCCCAAGGGCCUUCCAUAAAGAAUGUGCCUGCUUGGACAGUGUCCCCAGUGAUAAGUGGUAUUGUAAAUACUGUGAGAAUAUGUUCCAGAGGGAGAAGUUUGUGCAAUACAAUGAUAAUGCUUUUGCAGCUGGAAGGGUGUCUGGUAUUGAUCCAAUAGAGCAGAUAACAAAGCGCUGCAUUCGUAUUGUUGAAAACCUGGAAGAAGCAAAAGUCAUUGCAUGUGUAUUGUGCAGAGGUUAUGAUUACAGCGGGUCUGGUUUUGGACCAAAUACAGUCAUAUUGUGCGAUCAGUGUGAGAAGGGAUAUCACAUUGGUUGCUUGAAAAAACACAAGGUGGCUGACCUCAAGGGACUGCCCAAAGGAAAAUGGUUCUGUUGCAUUGAUUGCAAAAGGAUAGAUUCAGUACUGCAGAAUUUGUUGAACUCUGAAGAAGAGAAACUGCCCAACACUCUUUCGGAUAUAGUAAGAGCUAAGGAAAUGAGUAAUGGUGUUCAUUCUAUUGGUGAAAUUGAUGUGAGAUGGAGGCUUCUAAGUGGCAAAAGUACUUCUCCUGAAGCCAGGGUUCUGCUUGUCGAAGCUGUUUCAAUUUUCCAUGAUUGCUUCAAUCCUAUCGUUGAUUCAGUAACUGGGCGUGAUUUUAUUCCCUCAAUGGUUUACGGGCGAAGGAGCAUUAGAUGGCAAGACUUCAGAGGCAUGCACUGUGCAGUAUUAACUCUAAACUCAACUGUAAUAUCAGCUGCUAUCUUCCGAGUUUUUGGCCAAGACUGCGCAGAAAUCCCUCUAGUGGCGACUCGUAUUGGAAGUCAGGGGAAGGGUUACUUUCAACUCCUAUUUUCCUGCAUAGAGAAAUUGCUUGCAUUUUUGAAAGUGAAAACCUGCGUUCUUCCAGCCGCCUAUGAUGCAAUGUCAAUAUGGACCAAAAAAUUUGGAUUCAAAGAGAUAUCUCCGGAGCGCCUUGCCGACUACAGAAAGAUUUGCUGGCAGAUGGUUAGCUUUAAUGGAACGUCUAUGCUUGAAAAAGAGGUUCCCAAAUGUAGAGUUAUUCGUCAAGACGCCAGAAGAGAGAUGUAAUUUGAUAUAGCCAAAGAGGGUUGUGAUUGCAAGUGUUGUUGAUCGAUACUGAGACAGAAGCAGAGCUGUAAAAGUGUGCAAAUUAGAAUGGGCAGACCAAAAUGUUUUCUGCCUUUUUUUUUUGUUUUUUGUUCUUAUGGCGACCCUCGUCAUGUAAAACGGCCAGUCAUUGGUGUCCUAAAAUAUGACAAUGUUGUACUUUGUGCUCAUAUAUGGCUAAGUCUUGAAAAACCCUCAUGCAAUAAUAGGCAAAUUAUAUU
Messenger RNA from Cuscuta campestris, 3499 nucleotides. The record is from the annotation of a GenBank genome assembly. Lineage: Eukaryota; Viridiplantae; Streptophyta; Magnoliopsida; Solanales; Convolvulaceae.